AAUACUUGCGAGACCCACUUAACGAUAUCAGAGCUUCCUGAGCUCUCCAAAUAUCUUCAACUUCGAGUUAUUCCUCCACUCUUCCUGCAGUAAGCCAUGGACUCGUUCUUCACGCUCGCUACCUUCUCCUCUGCGCCCGUCUCUUCUGAAGAGACGCAAGCACAAGUACCGGUUGACCAAGAGCACUACAGCAAUGCCAACUGCUACUGCAUCAUCGCAUAAUCAGUAUCACGCAGGUAUGUUUAUUUUCUCCCUCCUUUGCUGCCCACGACUGAGUCUGUCGUUAGAGUAUCUAUUAGAUCACUAUAGCUCAUCUCUCGCAACCGUGUCAUUAUCACUGUAUAUCAUCAUUCACCUUCCUGCGCUGGUCAUCCAUUCGUUCGCGAAAUUCACCUCGUUCUGUCACAGUUGACGGUCAUUAUGUAUUGUGUUAUUUAUGGUUUUGGUGGACAGUAGUACUUACAUCCGGUAUGCCAAGGCUGCUGGGGAUCACAAGGAAUUUCGUGCAUUCACAUACCAUUGACUCAGUUACAAGUUACACUUUCCUUAACUUUCCGUUGUACGUACUUGAGCACUCAGGCCGUGACUCCCUCCGAAUAUCAAAUAUGUGCAGUUAUAACUUAGUUGGACUGUAAGCAUGCGGGCAGUGAAUCAACAACUAUCCUGACCACAAUGUAUUUCUCGACCUCGUUGAUACCAUC
Messenger RNA from Suillus subaureus, 701 nucleotides. RefSeq lists its product as uncharacterized. NCBI's taxonomy places the organism in Eukaryota, Fungi, Basidiomycota, Agaricomycetes, Boletales, Suillaceae. Bases 194 to 412 code for a protein of 72 amino acids. The transcript has a single exon. The record is from RefSeq and is a predicted model, not a curated record.